AUGUCAAUGCACACCACCCUCCGCCGCACCGCGGCCACCCUCACAACCUCAACAACAACCAUCCUCCCUACGCGAACAACACAAAGCACAACCUUCAUCUGCUCUCAAUGCCGCCACGCAACGCUCCUCCGCCGCCCCAAGCGGCCCUACACCUUCACACAGCUGAUCACGCUCUCCGACGGCAGCGCCUUCACGCACCGCACGACCUCACCUGCACCCAUCUACCGCAGCACACGCGACACGCGCAACUCGCUUUUGUGGAACCCGUCGUCCAGCAAGCUGAUGAACGUCGAGGACGACGAGGCCGGUCGAUUGGCGGCUUUCCGUGCCAGAUUCGGUCGUAGCUUUGAUGCUAAUACGCCUGUUGUGGAGGCUGAGGCUGCGGCUAAGGAUCCGGCUGCUGCGUUGAAGGCUGAGGCGGAUGCGAAGGCGCAGGCGAAGGCGGAGCAGGAGGAGGAGGAUAAUUUGUUGGAUUUGAUUAGUGCUUUUGGUCAGAAUGAGGCGCCGCCGCCGCCUGAGAAGAAGUUUACUAAGCCUGGGAAGAAAUAG
Molecule: messenger RNA, 549 nt
Organism: Penicillium bovifimosum
Lineage: Eukaryota; Fungi; Ascomycota; Eurotiomycetes; Eurotiales; Aspergillaceae
Product: mitochondrial 54S ribosomal protein bL31m
Exons: 1
Coding region: 1-549 (182 amino acids)
Biological process (GO): mitochondrial translation
Cellular component (GO): mitochondrial large ribosomal subunit
Molecular function (GO): structural constituent of ribosome
Source: RefSeq, a predicted model, not a curated record